AGCUGGAGGUACUCAAGAACUGAAGACUUAUUAAGCACUCUCCUUUAACUGGCGACUUGUUUUUCAUCUCGUGACAUCACUUUCUCAUCACCCUAUUCACUGCAGCUGACGAGCCUUCAUCGAGCAAAACCCACUUUAGUGGUGAGUGGUGAGGCAGGAAGAUGUCCACAAAUAUCUUCACGGAAGAGACAACUAAAGGUUCAUUGCUUUCACCUAUUCUCGCCGUCAGAGCUCACUGCGGCUGGAGGGCGGCUGUGGAGGAGGUCAGAGUUCGGAUUGAGGUCAUCGCAUAGCACGCCCCUCCACUUUUUCUGUUUCUUUUUUUUUGGUGAUUGCUUUGGACAUCUCUCUCUGCGAGUGUGGUAGGUGGGAUGGAAGGCCAAGCAGUUGCUUUAUCGUUUGUAUUGCUUCGACUGUCAUUCCGCGCUACAGCGUCACCCUCCUUGCUCCCUGAUCAACUUUCUUCUUGUUGCUGUCUUGGCGCUUUCAGGUAUGUCAUCCGCAGCGACGCUAAUCACCUCCACGUGGCGCUUCGGUUGGCUACCCUUCUCCAGGGGAAAGCGGGGAGCCAGCAGCCAUGGCAUUACGCAAUGGUGUCGUUCUCUAUUCUUUCCAUUCUGGCCAAGGGACGUUCUCAACUCGGUGACGAAGCCAGCCGCAUCAGCGGUGCCAUCGUUGAGCGACUCGUGUUUUUGGAAGGCUUUCUUGUUCCUAUUCUGCCGCUGAACGAGGUGUGCAUCAUGACACGGUAUCCGCAUAUAGGUCAAGGACAGAGAUGCAUUGAGGAGGAUUAA
Molecule: messenger RNA, 794 nt
Organism: Leptomonas pyrrhocoris
Lineage: Eukaryota; Euglenozoa; Kinetoplastea; Trypanosomatida; Trypanosomatidae
Exons: 1
Coding region: 372-794 (140 amino acids)
Source: RefSeq, a predicted model, not a curated record